Cervus elaphus (red deer) is the source of this 767-nucleotide messenger RNA. RefSeq lists its product as uncharacterized. Lineage: Eukaryota; Metazoa; Chordata; Mammalia; Artiodactyla; Cervidae. The transcript is spliced from 2 exons. The coding region runs from base 1 to 609 and encodes 202 amino acids. The record is from RefSeq and is a predicted model, not a curated record.
AUGGCGCCAAACCUCUCAGGCUCCUGCCUGUCAGCUUCCCAGGGGCUUCAGGGCAUCACUUGGUGCUCAGAAUGGGUGCCCUGUGGUGCUAAAAAGAGAAGAAGAAUUCAUUUUCACAGCAGCAAGCAGUGCCUGGGCAGCCGUGGAGUAGCAGGGCAGGGGGCCCUCCCCCCGGGUUGGAGGAGACGGGCCCUGCAGGUCACUGCUCUCCCAGGUCCUGGUGGCCACACUCAGCUUCCACCUCCAGCUCAUCUGUGGCUGAGGGUGCCAGGGCUGUCCCUGAAAGGGGACGCUUACCAGCGCUCAGACGAGCCCAAGAAGGUCCCGGAAUGUCUGCUGCCCAGGCCCUUCCGAAUGCUGGACCCCAGGAUGGAUACUGGAGACUUCAGAGGUGGAUCCCCAGCUGGUGUCUCCCUGCACUCCUUUCUGCCACAACAGCUGGCCUUUAGAGAUGACCGAACACCGAACCUCACAACUCACCAAGGUUCCUUGGAGGAGGAGGAUGGGGCAGUCUACCUGCCCACCCAAAGGAGGUGCUGGAGCCAGUGCCAUGUGUGGAAGCGCCGCUGGACUCGAGCCUGGAGGGUACCUACGAGGUGGCCUGCCUAGCCCUCCUUCUUCAGGUGCAGAAACUGGGCCAAAGCGGUGAUGUGACUAUCCAAGGUCACAUGGACAGAACUGACCCCAGGGCCAGUCUAAUGUUUGAGGCCAAUACCCACUCUCAUUCACUCUGUUGUUCUGUCUCAUCUUUUAAGUGUAAACCAUUG